Ylistrum balloti is the source of this 1119-nucleotide messenger RNA. RefSeq names its product isopentenyl-diphosphate delta-isomerase-like. The transcript has a single exon. NCBI's taxonomy places the organism in Eukaryota, Metazoa, Mollusca, Bivalvia, Pectinida, Pectinidae. The record is from RefSeq and is a predicted model, not a curated record. Gene Ontology annotation, molecular function: isopentenyl-diphosphate delta-isomerase activity; oxidoreductase activity; FMN binding. The coding region runs from base 1 to 1119 and encodes 372 amino acids. Gene Ontology annotation, biological process: isoprenoid biosynthetic process.
AUGAAUGAUAUUAUAUCAAGAAAGAAAGCACACCUAGAUAUCUGUAUUAAUAGUGAUGUAGAAAGCAAUAAGAGCUUUUUUUCUUCUAUUUUUCUGUCUCACUAUUCUCUUCCCGAAUUAGACUACGAAGCAAUAGAUACUAGCAGUGAAUUUCUUGGACAGAAGAUACGUUAUCCUAUAUUUAUAUCUUGCAUGACUGGAGGCUCUGAAGAAGCGUAUAGUAUGAAUAAGAAAUUUGCAAAGGUAGCUGAGGAAUUUGGUAUUCCUGUAGGACUUGGUUCUAUACGUGUGCUGUUAGAGAACCCGCGUUUACUUGCUGAAUUUCAGUUAAAAAAGAUAGCGCCAUCCGUGCCAUUACUUGCCAACCUAGGGGCUGUGCAACUCCUUGAUAUGAAAAAUACUACAGUCUUAGAUUCUGUGCUCUCAGAGCUGCAGGCGGAUGCACUAGUGUUUCAUCUAAACCCCGCACAAGAACUGUGUCAGAGGCACGGUGCAAGAAAUUUUCAGGGGAUACAGGAAGCGCUAAGAGAAUACAUAGCAAAGAGUACAGUACCUGUUAUUGUAAAAGAGACAGGCAUGGGACUGCAUCCGUCUGAAAUGCAGUACUUGUUAGGAAUAGGAGCGCGGUAUGUAGAUAUUGCGGGUGCAGGUGGGAGUAAUUGGGCAAAAAUAGAGCUUAUGAAUAAUGCACAAGGAUACCAUUAUCAGCAAGAGCAGGCCUUUGCAAGCUAUGAUCACUGGGGGCACCCCAGCGUACUGCUACUACUUUUGAGUUAUGGCAUGGAAGGACGCCUUGCAUCGGGUGGUAUACGCAACGCCCGCGAUGUGCUUAUCAGUCUUGUGCUAGGGAGUAAAGCUGUUGGGAUUGCGUUGCCCAUAGUAAGAGCGGCAGCAAAAAGCAUAGAGGUAUUGCGCGAGUACAUAUCAAUGCUCACACAGCAAUUAAAACAGUUUAUGCUCUUAUCUAAGGCAAGAAAUGUAAAAGAAGUAUCCGCUCUUCCUUUUUGGAUGAAUGCUGAUCUCCAGUUCGCUCUUCUUUCUUACAGCAGAGCAAUGGGUUUGGUAUUACCAGAAAAAGUAAACAAGCAGGUACUAAGAAGUAAUACUACUUGGAAUUAG